Zea mays is the source of this 2004-nucleotide messenger RNA. It is a transcript of the gene ERA1, whose product is annotated as GTPase ERA1, chloroplastic. NCBI's taxonomy places the organism in Eukaryota, Viridiplantae, Streptophyta, Magnoliopsida, Poales, Poaceae. Gene Ontology annotation, molecular function: rRNA binding; GTP binding; ribosomal small subunit binding. The transcript is spliced from 9 exons. The record is from RefSeq and is marked validated. The coding region runs from base 63 to 1313 and encodes 416 amino acids. Gene Ontology annotation, biological process: ribosomal small subunit assembly.
CUUCUUAUCCCCAAUGGCGGACGCACGUCGACACAUCACUGCUCACUCUGCACUCUCGCGGGAUGGAGCUUGGCCUAGCGCUCCGGCUCGUCGCGCCGCCACCGCUGCUGCCGUGUCUCUCCCGUAGAGCUCUUUCCCUACCACCGGAUUUUGUUUCCUCGCGUGUGCUUCGAGGAAGACGCAUCCAUGCCUCGAGACUGAAGCAUGGAGCUGGGGUUGUGUGCAAUGCGAUUAUGACCUAUUCAGGAGUGGAAGAGGAGGAGAUGGUGGAAGAAGAAAUGGAAGAGGAGGCUGAACCGGCGGUGAGCACAAGGCCGCGCCUGGAGCUCAUCGAGAAGCCGGACCGGAGCCUGGCGCUGCUGGAUGAGUACGAGUCGGAGGAACUGGGCACCUCUCUUUGCGCCAAUCAUCGUAGCGGUUAUGUUGCUGUAUUGGGGAAGCCAAAUGUUGGCAAGAGCACACUUAUUAACCAAAUGGUUGGUCAGAAACUUUCAAUUGUAACAGAUAAACCGCAAACGACAAGACAUCGCAUUCUUGGUAUAUGUUCUGAACCAGAGUACCAGAUUAUACUUUAUGACACUCCUGGUGUUAUUAAAAAGGAGAUGCAUAAGCUGGACAGUAUGAUGAUGAAGAAUGUUAGGAGCGCUAUCGGCAGUGCGGACUGUGUGCUUGUUGUUGCUGAUGCUUGCAAAACUCCUGAAAAGAUUGAUGAAAUGCUUGAAGAAGGUGUUGGAAACAAAGAUAUUGGACUUCCUGUACUGCUGGUAUUGAACAAGAAAGAUCUCAUAAAACCCGGAGAAAUCGCAAAGAAACUUGAGUGGUACCAAAAAUUUACUAAUGUUGAUGAUGUUAUACCAAUAAGUGCUAAAUUUGGUCAUGGAGUGGAUGAUAUCAAGGAGUGGAUAUUGUCAAAGCUCCCUCUGGGUCCUGCUUACUACCCCAAGGAUAUAGCUAGCGAACACCCUGAGAGAUUUUUUGUUGGUGAAAUAGUGAGGGAAAAGAUUUUUGUUCAGUACAGGCAGGAAAUUCCUUAUUCAUGCCAGGUUAAUGUUGUCAGUUACAAAAGUCGGCCUGCUGCCAAGGACUUCAUUCAAGUUGAGAUACUUGUGGAGAAAGAAUCACAAAGAGGCAUUAUACUAGGGAAGGAUGGCAAAAGCAUAAAGAUGCUGGCAACCGCAUCGAGGCUUGACAUCGAGGACUUUCUACAGAAGAAAGUCUACCUUGAGGUGGAGGUCAAAGUGAAGGAAAACUGGCGGCAGGACGAGCGACUCCUGAAGCGGUAUGGCUACGGCGGCGAGAUCCAAGCGCUGUGACUGUGACUGUGACUAUGACCGGUGCGCUCUAGCUCACUGUCAGCUGCCGCGAGCGUGGAAUGACCUGGUUUUUUUUCAAUUCCUCUCGUGUGUUGUUGUUGUCGAUGCGAAUGAGUAGCAGUUAUUUAACCUGGUGUCGAACUCAACUAGCAGCUCAGUUGUGUUAAUUAGUCAGCAAGUUAUGUGCUCUGAUCCUGCUGUUGUUGUCAGCGGAACUGGUUUUGCCGCAGACAAGUCAGCAUGGUUGCGCUCUCUGUAGCAGUCUGUGUGAAUAGAAUCACGGGGGAGUUCAGACAUCAGAGGGACUGAACAGCCGAGCCAAGCCACAAGUGCAUGUACAAGUCGUGUCCUUCGGGCGGCGGCGGGUCCAGGUGGAGGCGCGCCGUGUGCCGGUGCCCUGCGCCGGCCGUCGUGGAUACGGUGUGGCAUAGCGAGCACGACCGGUUGGGGCUGACUGACCGUGGGAGGCGGUGGAGUAUGCUGAUACACGUCGGGUCUGCCGCAGCAUUGACUUGGCUACCUUGAGCAGCUCCUCUGUUGUCCAAACAAAAAAACUCAACUUCUCCACAGACCACAUGACAGCUGGGAUGGUUAACCGAGUGACUGACGUAUUUAUAAGCCGGACCGGCCCUACCGAAUAGCCGCCAUAUGUGUGCACUGCAGAUUUUUUUUAUUUACGUACAUUUUGUCU